UAUGUAAAUAUUAAUAUAAUAAUGACUACAAAUUUGUAAUAGCAGAAAAAUAAAUAAACGAAUUAAAAAUGGUACUAUUUACUUUUAAUAAACAUGUAAAAAUUGAAAACAUAACAUGAUACACUUAAUAAGAGUGUAGAUGAUUUAAAUUCUGCAGGAAUUAAACAUUUUAUUCAGAUACGUGCGUAUCACACGAACUGCCCUUCAUUGUGAUUUGUUACGACCUGCCUGAUUCACGGAACUAACAACGUGAUCGCUGAACUAUGUCCUCAUCAAGUGCAUAGAAAGAUGUAAAGAACAUUGUUAGUUGCAAUGAACGAGAAUAUACUACUGAAAGUUCUAAAUUAAUAUAGUCUUCCACAAUAUUUAUAGAUGAACUAUACUAAUAAUUACAUAAGUUUAUUAAUAAAUUCUUUCACUGCGGAUAACCAAUUAUUCAACGUAUUAUCGAGAUGUCAGAACAUGUUGAAUUACAACAUUUAGUUGAUGGUGACAUUGAAAACAAUAUCACAGCAAGACAAAAAAAAUUCUCUAUUUUAUUUUGUAAAUCGUGUCCCUAUCUUGGUUUAAUUUUAGCAACUUUAUCAUCAUUAUUUUUUUCAUUAUGCAGUGUUAUUGUAAAAGGUUUGGUAGAAGUAAAUCCAAUGGAAUUGGCAGCAUUUCGAUUUGUGGGUGUAUUACUACCUGCAAUACCAAUUGUGAUAUAUAAGGGAGAACAUCCAUUUCCAAAGGGGCGUAGGUUAAUGUUAAUAUUAAGGAGCUUUGUAGGGACCACUGGCCUCAUGUUAAGUUUCUAUGCAUUCAGACAUAUGCCAUUAGCUGAUGCAUCUGUCGUAGUAUUUUCUGUUCCCGUAUUUGUAGCUAUAUUUGCAAAAAUAUUUUUAAAAGAGCCUUGUGGGAUAUUUAACGUUAUUACAGUUUGCUUAACUUUAAUUGGAGUAAUUUUAAUAACACGUCCACCGCUUAUUUUCGGACAUACUAUAGAAUCUCUUUCAGACGGACAUGUAAAAACAGAACAUGCAGAUUUAUGGGGUGCUAUAGCAGCUUUCUCUGCAACUCUAUUUGGUGCGAAUGCGUAUGUUUUAUUAAGAGCUUUAAAAGGACUCCAUUUUUCAGUAAUAAUGACAAAUUUUGGAUCAUUUGCCUUGAUUCAAACGAUAAUUAUUUCUUGGGCUAUAGGUGCACUUUGCUUACCUCGGUGUGGAACUGAUAGACUUUUGGUUGUAGCACUAGCUCUUUUUAGUUUUGGAGGUCAAAUAUUACUAACGCUAGCUUUACAGUUGGAACAAGCAGGACCUGUUGCAAUAGCAAGGUCAGCAGAUAUAGUUUUUGCCUUUUUUUGGCAAGUUCUAUUUUUCAAUGAAAUACCAAACCGGUACUCAGUAGGGGGAGCAAUUUUAGUUACAAGUUCAGUUUUAUUGACUGGAUUAAGAAAAUGGGCGAUUUCUUUACCAGAAACAUCUAGUGUUAAAAAGUCUUUAGGAAUUUUGGUGAUGUAGAUUACAAAUUAUAAAAAAUAAAUUUCAAAACAUAGUAGAUUUCCAAAUACCUCUAGAGAGUUUCAUAAGGUUUUAAAUUCUAGUUGAUUGUUUUAAAGUAACAGUGAUUGUUUUGAAGAGAAUUUUAUAAAGAUAUAAAACAGAUAUUUAUUCAUAUUAGAUAUGCUAAAUUACUAUCUUCCUCAUCUAGUAUACAAUGACCAUUACUUAAUUUAUUUAAGAAUAUAUUUGAAAGUAAUAUAUAAAUAGAUGAUAUAUUUAAGUCAUAUAAAAUUACUUUCAAAAUUGUAUAAGUUGCUUACAACUUAUACCUGUGUGAAAGUGUAUCAAUAUAAAUACAUAAUUGAUUUAUGUAAUCAAUAAUAAUUAUUAAGAAUUAUAGGAUUACAUAAAAAACGAAUUACGAACAUGUUUUAUAUUAAUUUUCAUCCUUUUUGUUCUUUAUUCCAACAAAUAUAGUGAAUGCAAAAUUACUAUGAAACAUAAGAUAAAACACUACAUUGAUAGUUAUGUACAAACAUCAUUUCACAGAAAAAGAAUGAAUAUGAAACUUCAUUCUAUAAGAUUUAAAAUGAUUAAAUAAUAGAGUAUUUAUUACAUUAUUGUGUUAGGAUGCGCAAUUUGUACUUCUUAGUGUAAGUUACUGAAGCUUGAAUUUAUACAUAAUGUUUAAAAGAUUUUUGAAAAAUGUUCGUCUGUUGGAAUGUAAUCAUUGGGAUGUAACAGUGAUAUCCUUAUAGUCUUCUCUUUCAUGAAACAGCUUUGCUGCCUUCUGCUGUGGAUUACUUUCGAUUAUUAUGAAUUCUAGUCUAUUAUUCAGUAUUAUAAUAAUAUAAGAUUAGAAAUAAUUAUAAAUUUACAAAACACACAAAAUAAUGAAGCACUUUCUUACAUUUUACUACAAAAUUAAUUUUAUUACAUUUACAAAAGUUUAUUGUAUUAAUUUCUAUUCAGAUACUAAUAUCAUUAUUUGAUAAAAAUAAAAUACUGAAAACUGCAUAAAUAUUAAUGAAUAAUAU
Nomia melanderi (Alkali bee) is the source of this 2518-nucleotide messenger RNA. RefSeq names its product solute carrier family 35 member G1. Gene Ontology annotation, cellular component: membrane. Lineage: Eukaryota; Metazoa; Arthropoda; Insecta; Hymenoptera; Halictidae. The record is from RefSeq and is a predicted model, not a curated record.